Messenger RNA from Neopelma chrysocephalum (saffron-crested tyrant-manakin), 3893 nucleotides. RefSeq names its product trifunctional purine biosynthetic protein adenosine-3-like. Gene Ontology annotation, biological process: adenine biosynthetic process; 'de novo' IMP biosynthetic process. Gene Ontology annotation, cellular component: cytosol. The record is from RefSeq and is a predicted model, not a curated record. The transcript is spliced from 24 exons. Gene Ontology annotation, molecular function: phosphoribosylformylglycinamidine cyclo-ligase activity; ATP binding; metal ion binding. Lineage: Eukaryota; Metazoa; Chordata; Aves; Passeriformes; Pipridae. Bases 382 to 3543 code for a protein of 1053 amino acids.
UGUGCAGGUUUAACUGGAGUGUUUCUGUUGAGCUGGAGAGCAGAAAGCUGUGAUUUCUCUUCAUCCCUGAGUUCCUCUACCUGCCAGAGGAUAUGAAGUUGCUCUCCCGUGGGAUGUGAGUGAUGAGCUCAGCUUUGUGACACCACACUGGAGCUGCUCUUUCCUUUUUUUCCCUAGCACUGAAUCCUCUUUACAGGGUGGUUGGGAGGGGCUGUUUGUGCUGUUAAGGAAGGAAAACGCAGAGAGAGGAGGAGAAUCCACGUUCCCGAGGGAGAUCAGGAAUCACUUGCAUCUGAAGCAGGAACUGAAGGAAAAACUCUAAUCCUUCUGGAGGACUCCUCAGCCUUUUGUGUGGACAAACAGCAGAGCGUGACCUGGUUGAUGGCUCAGCGGGUGCUGGUCAUCGGCAGUGGGGGCAGAGAACACGCCCUGGCCUGGAAGUUGGCCCAGUCCCCGCACAUCAAACAUGUGUUUGUGGCUCCAGGAAAUGCAGGAACGGCCGACAAUGGAAAAAUUUCCAAUUCAGCUGUCUUGGUGAGCAAUCACACAAUUGUUACCCAGUUCUGCAAAGAUCACAACAUUGGCCUUGUGUUAGUUGGAGAGGAAGCUCUGUUGGCAGCUGGGAUUGUUGAUGACUUGAGGGCAGCAGGAGUUCGGUGUUUUGGCCCGUCUGCCAAGGCAGCCCAGCUGGCAUCCAACACCAGCCUCACUAAAGCCUUUCUGGAUCGACACGGGAUCCCAACAGCACGAUGGAAAGCCUUCAGCAACGCCCAGGAAGCCUGUAGGUUUAUCAUCAGCACGGACUUCCCUGCGCGAGUGGUGCGGGCGAGGGGCCCUGCGGCCAGGAAGGAGGUGACCAUCACAGCCAGCAAGGAGGAGGCCUGCAGAGCUGCCCAGGAGAUCAUGCAGGACAGAAUGUUUGGAGAGAUGGUUGUUAUUGAAGAACUUCUUCAAGGGGAAGAACUUUCUUGCUCGUGUUUCACGGACGGUGUCACCAUCGCUCCCAUGCCCCCGGCCCAGGCCCACAAGCGGUUGCUGGAUGGGGACCAGGGCCCCAACACUGGAGGGAUGGGAGCCUAUUGUCCAGUCCCUCAGGUUCCAGAAGUUCUUCUGGAGCAGAUCAGGGCUGCAAUCCUCCAGCACGUUGUUGAUAGUAUGAGACAAGAAGGAACAGCCUAUGUGGGUGUGCUGCAAACCAGUUUAAUGCUGACCAAAGAGGGGGUGAAGAUUUUAAACUUCAAGUGUCAGUUUGGGGAUCCCCAGUGCCAGGUGAUUCUUCCUCUGCUUAAAAGUGAUUUUUAUGAGGUGAUUCAAGCGACGAUUGAUGGCAAACUCUGCAGCUUCCUGCCAGCCUGGUGCGAGAGCAGCACGGCCGUGUGUGUGGUCAUGGCCAGCGCGGGAUAUCCGGGGCACUGCGACAGAGGCCUGGAGGUGACAGGGCUGCUGCAGGCCAAGGCCUUGGGGCUGCAGGUGUUCCAUGGUGGCACGGCGCUGAGGGAUGGCAGGGUGGUGACCAGUGGUGGCAGAGUGCUCUCCAUCACCGCUGUCCGGGAGGACCUGCUGGAAGCCCUGGGAGAAGCCAACAGGGGUGUGGCCACCAUCCACUUCCAGGGAGCCACGUACAGGAGGGACGUCGGCCAGCGGGGCCUGCGGCUGCUCCGACAGCCUCUGGCCCUGAUGUACAGAGAGAGACGUGUGGAAGCCGCAGCCAGGGACGUUCUGUUUCAUCUGCCACAAACAUCAGUUGGGAGUGGUACCAGAUCAGGCAGUCGCCCAGAACUGGGAGGCUUUGCUGGUUUCUUUGACUUGAAGGCAUCUGGUUAUGAGGAUCCCAUCCUGGUGUGUCAAACUAAAGGCCUUGGAGCUAAACUGCAGAUGGCACAGGCCUGCAGGAGACACUCCACCCUGGGGCAGGACCUGGUGGCCCUGUGUGCCAAUGCCCUCCUGGCCCACGGAGCAGAGCCCCUCUUCUUCCUCAGUUAUUUUGCCUGUGGCAAACUUGAUGCUGAAGUGACUGAGACGAUCCAAGAAGGAAUAGCUGAAGCCUGCAGGAGUGCAGGAUGUGCUUUCCUGGGGCAGGCGCUGUCGGAGCUGCCGGGCGCGUGUUCCGCGGGGGACUCGGACCUGGCCGGCUUCGUGGUGGGCGCGGUGGAGCGAGGGCAGGUGCCCCUGGGGCUGCAGAGAGCCGAGGAGGGGGAUGUGCUCCUGGGACUGGCCUGCCCUGGGAUCCACGGCCGCGGCUUCGGCGCCGUCCGGAAGGUUCUGCUCGUGUCCUCCCUGCGCUGCUCGUCCCCCGCCCCUGGCAGCUGUGGGGACACCACGCUGGGAGAGGCCCUGCUGAGCCCAGCCAGGCUGUACAGCCCAGCCCUGCUGCCUGUGCUGCGCUCGGGCCACGUGAAGGCCUUUGCCCCCAUUGCUGAGGGGCUGCUGGGAGGCAUCUCCAGGGUCCUGCCGGAGCACGUCAGCGCCGUGCUGGACGCUCUGAGCUGGAAGAUCCCUGAAAUCUUCUGCUGGCUUUACAAGGAGGGGAACCUCUCUGCAGAGGAGAUGGCCCAGACCUUUCCCUGUGGGCUCGGGGCAGUGCUGGUGGUGCAGCAGGACCUGGCCCAGCACGUCCUGGGGGCCAUCCGGAGGCGGGAGGACGCGUGGCUCAUUGGGAAGGUGGUGGCCCCGUGUCACACAGGAGGUUCCCACGUGGAAGUGGAGAACCUGGUGGAGGCCCUGCAGCAGAGCAGCCCCCAGGGCCUGCUGGGUGACACCGCCGUGGAACCUCGGCACCAGCCCAGGAGGAGGAAGGUGAAGGUGGCAGUUCUAGUCUCUGGAACAGGAGAGUCCACAGACCUUCUGAAGCCAGGCUUGCACUUUGACCAGAGCCCAGGAGGCACGGCCCUCUCGGCGCUCAUCGCUUACACCAGGGAGCCAGGCAGCUGUGCCCAGGUCGUCCUUGUCAUCUCCAACAAGUCUGGCGUGGAAGAACUCCGGAAUGCAGCCCGGGCUGGAAUUCCCACCAGGGUGAUUGACCACAAGCUGUACGGGAGUCGCUCGGAAUUCGACAGCACAAUCGACCGAGUGCUGGAGGAGUUCUCUGUGGAGCUGGUCUGUCUGUCAGGGUUUAUGAGGGUUUUGUCCAGCCCUUUUCUCCGAAAAUGGAAAGGGAAAAUUUUGAAUGCUUCUCCCUCACUUUUUCCACUCACCAAGGAUGGAAAUGCCUCUCAGGAGCCCCCCCAAGGUGGAUUCAAGGUCACAGGCUGCACCGUGCAUUUUGUCCUGGAGGACUCCGGCCCCAGGGCCGUGAUCCACCGGGAGCCCAUCGCUGUGCGGGCGGAGGACACGGAGCAGGCGCUGGCGGAGCGGGUGAAGGAGGCCGAGUGCCGCGCCUUCCCCGUGGCCCUGCAGCUCGUGGCCAGCGGGGCCGUGAGCCUGGGAGCUGAUGGAAGAACCUCCUGGAAGCAGGAGAGCCAAAGUCUGGGACUGCACGGGGAGAAGGGAGACUGCACGUUCUCCCUCGUGGCUCCGGAGCCUCCGGAACACGACGGGGAGUAGGUGGGUAACGAGGGGCUCUUUGUGCUCACCUUCCCUCCCCCUGCUCCUCCCUGUGCUUCUCUCCCAUGUGUCCAUGUCUCAGGUUUCCACUCCCAGCCUUUUCCCUCAGCUCACAGCUUUCCUUACACUCCUCUCAGAAAACCAGCAGUGGAAGCCAAGCUGUGCUUUCAGAUUUGGAAUUUCUGGGUUCUGUUCUUUGGUCUGUGAAGGACAUGACGAGUCCCAGGGACGGCUCCGGCUGCGGAACUGCUCCGGUGCUCCCAAGGGAAAGUCUUUCUUCCAAGGGAUCCGUUUUUGUGGCUGCAGCACACGGCAGAGCCCUGGGAGCUUCCCAAAACAACCCCAGACAG